AUGGUUUCCAAAUUACAAAAUUCUUUUUUUGAUGGUGAUAAUGAAUCCGAAUACAGCAACUUUGAAGAGUAUCCCAUUGCUUCGACUUCAAUCAUUCCAGUACCUUUUAUUCCUAAUGGCGUUCCUAUAUUCCCUAUAGAUUCUACUACGAUGAAACUAUCUGACCCAAACGCACCCUAUAUUAAUGUCCAGCCAAAUUAUUAUCUCCCGUAUUUAAUGAAUUAUUAUCAAAAUGAAAUAUACCCACACACUGACGAAAUAUCAUUCGAAAGUUUAAAUAUGACUGAACAGUUUUCAAUGCCAACAUUAGAAAGUAGCAAUGGUAUAUCAUUAAAAUCACAAACGCCUAAACAAAGUCCACAAAUUCAACAGCCAAUUCCUGUAUCACAAUCUUCAACUACAAACUUUCAUAAUUCAAAAGAUUCAAAUAUUAAACCGAGAAAGUACAAAUGUGAUCUCUGUCAAAAGUUAUUUGUUCGGCCAAGUCAACUAAAAACUCAUAUGCAUACUCACACUGGUAUGAAACCAUUUAGGUGCACUUUUGAAGGAUGUGGUCGUUGUUUCUCGGUUGUUAGUAAUCUUCAUCGUCAUCAAAAAAUUCAUAUGAAGUCAUCUCUUCCAAAAACAUAG
Cetraspora pellucida is the source of this 630-nucleotide messenger RNA. NCBI's taxonomy places the organism in Eukaryota, Fungi, Glomeromycota, Glomeromycetes, Diversisporales, Gigasporaceae. The record is from the annotation of a GenBank genome assembly.